Otolemur garnettii (small-eared galago) is the source of this 1765-nucleotide messenger RNA. It is a transcript of the gene PLA2G7, whose product is annotated as phospholipase A2 group VII. Bases 416 to 1744 code for a protein of 442 amino acids. The record is from RefSeq and is a predicted model, not a curated record. Gene Ontology annotation, molecular function: 1-alkyl-2-acetylglycerophosphocholine esterase activity. The transcript has 12 exons. Lineage: Eukaryota; Metazoa; Chordata; Mammalia; Primates; Galagidae.
GGCCCAGGGCACAGCCCACCCGCCCGCUGCUCGCCGGAGCUGCCCAGCCGCCCCGCGACCACGGUGACGGCGGCUGGCCAGAGGCCCGCGGUGCCGGCGGCGAGGAGCAGUCGGGUUUGGCGGGUUCGGGUCCGUCGGAGCGCAGCGGAUCGUGCCCAGGGACCCCGGUCGCCCCAGCAGCUCCGCGCAGCGCCCGGGUGAGGAGGGGCAGGGGCCGGCGGGACCCGGAGGACCGCGUGGGCGCGCUGGGCUCCGGCGGCACAGCCGCGCGCGGGAGGCCGCGCCCCGGGAGCGGCGACCGACCGGCCGCGGUGAGCCCUGGGGCCGGUCCUGGGCUCACCGCCCGUCCGGCCUGAGAAGCAGCGCUGGGAUCGUUGCGGGGAGAUUAAGCUGAAACCACUGCUCAGCUCCCAAGAUGGUGCCACCCAAAUUGCAUGCGCUUUUCUGCCUCUGCAGCUGCCUUGCCCUGGUUCAUCCUUUUGACUGGCGAGAUCUAAAUCCUGUUGCCCAUGAUAAGUCCUCAGCAUGGAUCAAUAAAACACAAGCCUUGAUGGCUACAGCCAACUAUUGCCAAAGUCAAAUCCCCAAAGGAGAUGGGUCUUAUUCUGUUGGUUGUACCGACUUGAUGUUUGAUCACACUAAAGAGGGCACCUUCUUGCGCCUGUAUUAUCCAUCUCAAGAUGAUAAUCGCCUGGACACCCUCUGGAUCCCAAACAAAGAAUAUUUUAUGGGUCUCAGUAGAUUUCUUGGAACACAUCAGCUUAUGGGAAAAAUUUUGAACUUAUUAUUUGGUUCAAUGACAACUCCUGCGAACUGGAAUUCCCCUCUGAGGACUGGUGAAAAAUAUCCACUAAUUGUUUUUUCUCAUGGUCUUGGAGCAUUCAGGACAAUUUAUUCUGCAAUUGGCAUUGACCUGGCAUCUCACGGGUUUAUAGUUGCUACUGUAGAGCACAGAGACAGAUCUGCAUCUGCAACUUACUACUUCGAGGACCAGUUAGCUGCAGAAACAGGGAACAAGACUUGGCUCUACCUGCAAAUCCUAAGACGAGAGGAGGAUGAGCUCUCUGUACGAAAUCAGCAGGUACAUCAAAGAGCAAAGGAAUGUUCCAACGCUCUUGAUUUGAUUCUUGAUAUUGAUCAUGGAAAGCCAGUGAAGAAUGUAUUAGAUUUAGAGUUUGAUGUGGAACAGCUGAAGGGCGCCAUUGAUAGAGACAAAAUAGCAAUAAUUGGACAUUCUUUUGGUGGAGCAACAGUUAUCCAGGCUCUUAGUGAAGACCACAGAUUCAGGUGUGGCAUUGCCCUGGAUGCAUGGAUGUUUCCACUGGGUGAUGAAGUGUAUUCCAGAAUUCCUCAGCCCCUCUUUUUUAUCAACUCUGAACAGUUCCAAUAUCCUGCUAAUAUUGCAAAAAUGAAAAAAUUCUACUCACCAGAUAAAGAAAGAAAAAUGAUUACAAUCAAGGGUUCAGUCCAUCAGAAUUUUGCUGACUUCACUUUUGCAACUGGUAAAAUAUUUGGAUCCAUAUUUGCAUUAAAAGGAGAUAUAGAUUCAAAUGUAGCUAUUGAUCUUAGCAACAAAGCUUCAUUAGCAUUCUUACAAAAGCAUUUAGGACUUCAUAAAGAUUUUGAUCAGUGGGACUGUCUAAUUGAAGGAGCUAAUGCGAAUCUUAUUCCAGGGACCAACAUUGACACAAUCAAUCAACAUGACACCCUACAGAAUGCUACAGGAAUACAGGAACAGAAUUAGGAUUAAAGGGGUUUUUUAAAA